This is a messenger RNA of Acanthaster planci (crown-of-thorns starfish), 4992 nucleotides long. It is a transcript of the gene ccng2, whose product is annotated as cyclin G2. The record is from RefSeq and is a predicted model, not a curated record. Lineage: Eukaryota; Metazoa; Echinodermata; Asteroidea; Valvatida; Acanthasteridae.
UUAAAAUCGGCUUUCGCAAUUGUUAUAUAUGCACUACUAGUGGUCGCUGUGCAGACUUGACUUUUGAUCGUCGGGGUACCGGGUGCAGGUGGCGGGUACCGGGUGCAGGUGGCAGAUACCAAGCUACUUUUACUGAGGGUCCCACCUCCCAAUUUUAAUGGUUUUCAUCACCCAUUUGUAUAUAUAGGCCUAUGCAACAAGAUUAUAUCCCCAUAGGCCGAUAGCCCCUCGCACAGGAGUUUUCCAGGUAUCUUUACAACACAUCCAAGAUUUGGGACUUCGUGCUCGAAAUUGCAAUUAGUGGCUUAUUUAUUUUUACUUCUCAAACGCGGUAAGUUCACGGUCUUUGUUUGGGGGGCGCUGUGUCGGAGGAUCAUUAUAAUUAGAGGCAAGGGUCAAAUUUUUUCUUUUCUUUUUUGUUUGUUUGGGAACUAACUGAUCAAAAGUUUUCGCUUCCUCAAAUGACGAAGGAAGGCCUUGCUGUACAUGAUAAAUACUUCACACAUUUAUUUAUCUUCGUUUUGGUUUUCCACGUGUUCAAAGUACCCAACGGCAGACCUUUCAUCAUCUUUGCUCAUCUUCAAAAAAAAAAAAAAGGCGCACCAUUAAAACGCUAGACUAGCACUUACAUGUACACAAAACGUUACGUUACAAACAGGUUUUUCCCCUAACGCGUAAAAUAGCUUUUGAUAUAAGUUAACAAUAUUAAGUUGAGUAAAGUAAAUAUACCUUAAAUCAUGAAAAUCUAAAACAAAAAAACAACAACAACAAAAAAAAAAAUCCUAAUACUUAUCUACUGCAUGGAUAUGCUUUCGUAAAUUAGUGGCUGAGCACACCAAGCCAAACAGUCAUUUAUCAGGUUGUGUUUUGGCGACCCCUAAGCAGAAACACGUUAGUGAUAUCAGAGCAAUGGCCAACAAAAGCAAAGGACCAGAAACUGUUACGUCAGGGGCAGGCGCAAAGAAGCAAACGACACUGUUGAUGAACAUCUUUUUCACUCAGUAUUCGGCAUGUUUCUCACCAGUGCUGCUCUCUCUUUUUUUUCUUCAUUUAAGUUCUAAAAGUAAGUAUCUUUUUUUCAAACCUUUGGUUCUCGUUUGGUCGGAAAAUGACGUCAUGGAGACGUAACAAAGUUGCUAAAACGCUUAACCAGUGAUCAAAGCUGAAACACGUUCAUUGUUAAAAAGAGUCGCCGAAACACGCUCCCGCAGUCUUGAUCUUCCACAAUCCGCAGCAAGAGGGCGCUAUCACAACAAAGUGGAUUAUUUUUCAAGGGCAACUAGCAUUACUUGGAGCCAAUUUUGAAAAUACCGCUGUCCUUUUUACACUCCAUCUCCUUACAUCAGUUGUCAUUAGAUAUAAUUUGAAUUUAAUUUCCAAACAUUUGUUCCCUAGCGGAAAAACCGCAACUUAGAGUUAUGUAUUGCAUUUUGGUUAAGAUUUGGUUGACGAGUCUGCCAAAGCCAAGGUGUCCUUCGGUGCAAAGUAAGCAUAUUUCACAUCACAAAUAUACAUUUUGGAGAUUUAAGUAGAUAUUAAGAAAUUUUAAGAGAGGGAAGAGGGACCCAAUUUAAAACAAAAAAGUUCUAUAGCAAACCUUGAGAUCAGUUUAUAGGUACUAAAGGACCCUGGGAACUCUUCCUACAUUUUCACUUAUCUGUGUAAUAAUUACAACUGAUAUCUACCCUCUUAGAUUUGAACAAGGCACCAUUUUUUCUUAAAAAGCACACACAUGGACGCUUCACUUAGCUCAUGACGACAAAGUAUUAAAUUUGGAGAAAUGCUCUCCCAGCGUUUGUCAGUUUUAUUAUUGCAAAACUGGUAAAUAACUGUUCGUGUUGGUACUUUUGUAUAGCGUAUGCAAAGAACACAAGGACUGACUUCGAAGUUUACAAAGUACUUGAACUUUGAUUCAAAACAAAAGUCAUCAGCUUUGCUUUACUCUAAGUUUGUUUCAGGUAGAGAAUAGCACAUUUCACUGAACUCAAAGACUGUUACAACUUCAGAUCUACAAUGCAACGCUGUGUGCAAGGAGGAUGGCUUGGACGAAAAGUUGACGGAGCCGCCACUGAUAACGUACUGCUCGACCAAACUGAGAUCGAGGUUGUUGCGCGCCAAUUUUGAAACCGACACAGUAUACAAAAGCAGCUGCUGUGUUUACAAAGAGGUGAAUGUACCGACGUAACUGCAGCUGCAGCUGGAGACAGCGACCAUUGAUUGUCACAGCUGAAGAGAAGAAUGAAUGGGCUGGAGAUUCGGUUACAAUGAAGUGAUUGUCAUGACCCGAGAAGCAUCAGUCACCUCAAAAAUGUCCACUGCAGGGAAAAGCCAUCUAUGGCGAAUGAUACAGAUUGCCAUGGAAGCACAGGAUUUCUACCAGUCUCAUUUAGAACACUUGCAGAAUAUUCCAGAGAAUGAGGAGAGCAUCACACCUGCCAUGCACAAUACGCUUGUUGACCGAACGCGCAGCUGGAACCGAUUCUAUAAUCUUUCACCAGAGACAUUUUUCCUGGCUGUCAAUGUGAUGGAUCGCUUCCUCUCUCUAGUCAAGGCAAGACCUCAUCAUUUGAUGUGUGUGACUGUCGCUAGUUAUUACCUCAGUGUAAAGAUGCUCGAACACUCACAGGAUUUGAUGUCACCUGAAGAUCUGAUUCGCAUCACCCAGUGUGGUUGCACUCCGAGUGAUAUAGCACGGAUGGAGAACAUUAUUCUCCAGAAGCUGGGCUGGGACAUGGAAGCACCUACCCCACUCUCCUUCCUACAACUCUUCCAUGCCUACUGUGUGGUGUCCAACAUCUUGGGCAUGGACACUGGACUGCAGACUGAUCACUUGGAUAUCAUGACCAGGAAAUUAGAGGCUUGCAUGUGUCAUUUCCCUCUGACACUUUUCAAGCCCUCCAUAUUAGCAAUGUCGCUGUUGAUAUCAGAGUUACCAGACUUUAUCAAGGCCAACUGUAACAUCAGCCAUAUGGGCUGGUCUACAGUUGUUGCUGACUUACAAUACUCCAUUAAGAUGUCAGACUGUGAGCUGCUGGAGUGCCAAACUGUCUUUUCAGAAUUCCUGGCAACUUACUCCUCUCCAGAGUGCAAGAUGCCAACAAGCAGACUGAGUUGGAUCAUCUCAUCUCGGACAGCCAGACAGCUAAGGUUCAGUGCUCAACUGGCCAGCACCCUGGCUCCUAUCCCUGAGCAUGACGGCAGCUUGACUGAUGAAAACUGGUCAGACAGUUCCAUGAAUAAUACAACCUACUCAAAAUCUAGUGAGGAGUCUUCCUUUACUACUAGCUCCAACCACCCAUCUCCGAACAUUAUGGAGGAUUCAACAGCUCCCUCUCUUGAUCCAAACAGAGACAGGUGUCUGCUGUGGGACAAGUCAAUGAUGUUCAGGUAUGAAAAUGAGAAGGUUGCACUGUGCCCAGUCAUAUGUACAUGUGUGGAGAGGUAAUCUCUGUGAGGUCACAUAUGCUAAGGUUACGGUUCACACAGGGUCAGGUUUUAAAAUGAGGUCAUUGGAGAUGUGAGAUUACUAGCUGGGGGAUUUGGGCCAGCGCCAUGUCAGUAUUUCAUUUCAUCAGUGUGUCCCAUUGGAAAAAUGUGGAGAAUGUUGUUUUCCAGACAGUGAUUGUACUCAAACUGGCGUAUUAUUCCCACAUCGUGGUAGGUACUCAAAUUUUAGGAUCAACUCUUGACCUGACACGCUUGCAUGCCCUUGCACAAAUGCCACGUUUACUCCAAAACACUUAACCUUAUUUGUGUGGCAUAGUUCACGACAAGUCUAGCCAACAAUUGAGGAUCUUCUACUUUCAGACACUAUUUUUGAUGCAGUUAUUUAUACUUCUGUGUUUUGAUUUGAAUAUUUUUUCUACUUUUUGAUUUGUUUUUACAAUUAUUAUGAGAACAAAAAGUUUGUAUUUGCUUUUUUUAAUAUUUGACAAAUUUUCUGUAUGCUUGAAACAAACUGUUUUUGUCUUUAUUUAGUUUCCGUGCAUUUACUGACCCGUUCUUAGUGUAUUGGUCAUUUUAGUUGUAUUUUGGCACGUCAGUUUUCUCUAUAAAAUGGUUAAACAAAAACAUAUGGAAGAAAAGCAACAGCUAAAGGGUAAGUUUUUUGCUCACUUUUGAGCUUUUUUCUUUCAAUCCCCUUGAUAUAUAAGAGUGCCUCAUAUUUAUUACUGAAAUGUUUGAGAAAUGUCUUUAAAAGCCCAAUCCCAAGCUUUGUGUAAAAAGAAGUGUACAGAAAUUUGGUUAAAGGGUAUAUAUUAUGUAAUCAACAAUUUAAGAAAAGUUUAAAUUAUUCAAAUUACUUAUAAUUACAUGACAUCAUAAUUCUUUUUACUGUUUUUGACAUUUUGAUGUAUUGUAAUAUAAAUAUUUAUUUUAAAAAUAGUUCAACUGCUCAGAUAGAGGGGCAUCUACUCCUGUGAUUUACUUGUUUUGAGAGUCAUGUGCACAGUUCUGCUAAACUCCCCUCCCUAUUCACAGAUGCCAUGUUGUAAAAUUAUCAGUACCCCCCAAAUGUUUGGAUAAUUCCACUGUGAUUUGAUGCAGAAACAAUGAUGCAGUAAAUCUGUCAAGAGGUUUGGAACAUUUGUACUUGAUCUUCACCUCUGUGGUAUGAAAGUAGGGUUUGCUUUAAUUUGGUUACUGGUGUAACCAGACUAUCCAAGUUGGCUGUUAAAUAGUCCAUCCACUACAGAGUUGUAGCUGACUGGACAAUUAUGGCUUUCAUCAAAACCAGAGAUAUUAUGAACUUUUAACUUGUGACAAGAAAAGAAGGAUCCUGAUUUUUUGUGUUCUUUUUCUUCUUUCUUUUCUUUAAUACUAUAGCAGUGCUAAUGGUCAGGUCUAAUCUUACAAAACUGUUGACCCUGAUGGAAUUUAGUUUGCAAAACUUUGAUUACUGUUUAAGCCUUCCAAUAUUCCUUACAUACAAGACUUAUCUCAGAAGACUGAAAUGUUACAAUAAAAUGAAGCUUCUUCUGAACUACUCUA